Gambusia affinis (western mosquitofish) is the source of this 3962-nucleotide messenger RNA. It is a transcript of the gene oprd1b, whose product is annotated as opioid receptor, delta 1b. Gene Ontology annotation, biological process: G protein-coupled opioid receptor signaling pathway; neuropeptide signaling pathway. Bases 164 to 1294 code for a protein of 376 amino acids. NCBI's taxonomy places the organism in Eukaryota, Metazoa, Chordata, Actinopteri, Cyprinodontiformes, Poeciliidae. The transcript is spliced from 3 exons. The record is from RefSeq and is a predicted model, not a curated record. Gene Ontology annotation, molecular function: G protein-coupled enkephalin receptor activity; neuropeptide binding. Gene Ontology annotation, cellular component: neuron projection; membrane.
GCACGGAGCGAGCGGGCAGGAGAGACACAAGUCCAACAUCCUCUGAGCGCCAUAUCUCUGAUCUGCUUUCUGGAGCGCUCCUGGACACCUGCAGUGGAGAAGAAAAAAAAAAAAAAAAGAAGCUCCGACUUGUCAGCGCGUUUAAACUUUCAUCCAAAUUGUGAUGGAGUUCCCUACAGUUCCUUCAGAGGACUUUCAGGAGGUCUACUCUGGGUCUACUACUCCUUAUUUAAAUGCCACAUUCUUAGAGGAUCUGCUGACUGAACCGUCUAAAAGCAACGAAACCAGCGGGGUCGCAGUCAGAGACACCUCAGGUCUCAUCAUCGCAGUCUGCAUCACGGCUCUCUAUUCUCUCGUCUGCGUGGUGGGACUGCUGGGAAAUGUGCUUGUUAUGUACGGAGUGAUCCGGUACACCAAGAUGAAGACUGCCACCAACAUUUACAUCUUCAACCUGGCUCUGGCUGACGCUCUGGCCACCAGCACCCUCCCCUUCCAGAGUGCCAAGUACCUGAUGAGCACGUGGCCCUUCGGGGAGCUGCUGUGCAAGGCGGUCAUUGCUAUCGACUACUACAAUAUGUUCACCAGCAUCUUCACCCUCACUAUGAUGAGCGUGGACCGCUACAUUGCUGUUUGCCACCCUGUGAAAGCCUUAGACUUCCGGACGCCUGCUAAAGCCAAGCUCAUCAACGUCUGCAUCUGGAUCCUGUCCUCGGCCGUCGGAGUGCCAGUGAUGAUCAUGGCGGCUACCAAGGUGACAGAUAAAGGAAACACCACCUGCACGCUCAGAUUUCCCAUGCCGGAGUGGUACUGGGACACCGUGAUGAAAAUCUGCGUGUUUAUCUUCGCCUUUGUGAUGCCAGUCCUCGUCAUCACUGUCUGCUACGGCCUGAUGAUCCUGCGGCUGAAGAACGUCCGCCUGCUGUCCGGCUCCAAGGAGAAGGACAGGAACUUGCGGCGCAUCACGCGCAUGGUUCUGGUGGUCGUGGCCGCUUUCAUCAUCUGCUGGACCCCCAUCCACAUCUUCAUCAUCGUCAAGACCAUGGUGGAGAUCAACCACAAGAACCUCCUGGUGGUAGCCAGUUGGCAUCUGUGCAUCGCCUUGGGCUACGCCAACAGCAGCCUGAACCCCAUGCUGUAUGCCUUUCUGGAUGAGAACUUCAAGCGGUGCUUCAAUGACUUCUGUCUGCCGUACCGCUCCCGCUCGGAGCAGAGCAGCUUCUCCAGAGCGCGCAACAGUGCUAGGGAGCCCGUGUCUGUUUGCGUGCCUGCAGGGGUGCAAAGAGCGCCUGGCUGACAGAGCACAGGUCAGUCAGAGGGAGAAACGGGUCAGGAUGGACUGCAGACUGAUGACACACAGUUCUCCACCACAAGAGUCUGAGGUUUUGACCUUUGAAUGAACCAUGUUGUGACCUCUCAUCUAAAAUAUAAUUAAAGCAUUUUAUUUGAAAUAUAUGAGUGCCUGCCGAUAAGAAAUCUAGACAAUCUUCCCCUGAGCUUAGUAUAAAAAACAUAUUUAAUUCACACAAGAUUGUAUUACUAGAUUAAAAAAAUAAAAAAAUAAAUAAAUUAUUGACCUUGCUUUAUUUGACUUAAAGAAUCAUUUUCAGCUUUAAUAGUUGGGAGCUCCACAUUUUACAGAGAAGAUUCAGGUGUGAAUUGUUUUAUAGAGUAUUUUAAUGAUUAGUAUGAGGCCAGUGAUGGUGUACGGAUGAAUCAGUGUAAUCGUCACUCUCCCACAGAUUACAUGCUGCAAUUGAUGAAGAUCACCUGCCUCUGAUAACAGUCUGGAUAGCAGCUUCCUGUUAGAACAGCAGAGAAGAUUUUGUUGAAGAUACUCGUGACCGUAGCUCAAAGAAACGCACAGUUUUGAAGUUAAAUGUCAUAUAUGAUCCAAUAAAUGAUGUCUAAAAAUUACAUUAUAAUUCUAAAAAUUGUAGCAGCCUGUAAAACAAUAAAGGACUUCAAAUUCGUCAAUUUGACAGCAUCAGUGCCACAUACUCUCUAUUUAUUAACUCAAAAACAUCCUGAAUUCAGUAGUUGGCAUAAGAACAAUUUUUGGUCAAAAGCUGUAAAGUAAUAGUAGUAAAAGCAGCAGAUUGUUGAAACGAUGAACUGCUAUAAUUCCAGCUUGUAUUUAUUAGGUUCUCCAUUCAAAGCAAACAAAUGAAAAAAGUUGGAAUAAAAAAAAACAGAAAAGAAAUUAGGACAUCUACUUCUUUCAGGUUUUCUAUAUACUAUUUUCCUACUAAAAUGUAAAACAUUGGAUACUUAUUAUUUAUUUAUUCAGUUCUUUCUUUGUUUUUAUUUAUAUUUCAAUGGUUUAGUUUUGCCUAACACUUUUAUACAGUCCAGGGAUGCAGCAAUAUUUGGGUCGAUGUUGAUAUCCAAUAUUAGUACUGUUGUAUUUUCCAAUAUUAUUUAUAUUGCAUAUAUUUCUCUGCACUUUAGAUACUGUAAAAACAACCAGUCAUUUAUUUUGGCCCAGUUUUUCUUAUAACAGCGAUAAGUUAAAAAAAAUUACUAACUUUGGCUGAUACUGAUGUAGGUGCUGAUUUAUUGUGCAUUCUUAACGCAAACCCAGGCUGCGUUAUGACAACAAACACUGAAAAGGUUCUGGGCUCCCGACAGGUAGAGGUAUAGUCAUGACACGUCUCUGAUUUCAUGCGAUUCUACAAGUGAAUGUUGAUAUAAAAUACGUUUUUUUGCAUCACUGGAUGUAUUUAACUCCUUCACACAGACGCACUGCCUUCAUGAAUGAGUAGCAAUCACCUUUCAUCUCUGCUCAGCUGAAUAUAAUGUAGUAUAAAGAUGAGCGACUUACAUUUUUUAAGGUGUACUGGGGCUGAGGGUAGUUUAGUGCCAAUGAUGACGAGAGAAGACAUACUUGAGUGGCUGCCAUAUUUAACAUUGUACGCUGUAUGAAAUGUACUGUAGACAUAGGGAUUUCUAAUGGCCAAUAUUUAAAGUAUUAUUUAUUUUGUGGUUUUGUUUGAUUAUGUUUCUGCACAAAUGAGCUAGAGUUGGGUGAACAUAGUGUUGUGUAAUGACUAACACUGUAAAUAUUGACUCUGUCGUUACAAAAUAUAUAUAUUCUGUCGCACUUUGACUUAUUUUUCCUUUUGUCCAGAAUUGAUAGGAGAGCAUUUAAACUUAGCACAAAAAGCAACACUUUUCUUGGUUGACUAUUUCUCUGUUGCAACACUUCCUGGAAAUAAAUCUUGUACUGUCGGAUUUAUUCUAUUUAUUUUCUCUUAAAUGUUGCUACAUUCGUGAGGAAAAUGUAUUUGUGAGUUGCGCAGGAGAGGUUGGUAAUUUUGGUAGGAAGAACAAAAGCUGACCCCAAGAAUCUUUGAUUUUGUGGAACCAUUUAAGCUGAAAGAAAUGUGUGCUGUUGUUGUUUUUUAACAACAUAAGAUAUAUUGCCAAAAAGCAUUGUUCUAACAUACUCAAAAAAAAUAAAAAACAAAAAUUUUUGUUGUUCUAAAUGUAUACAUGUCCAGCACAGUCAUUCAAUGGAUCUUCAUCAAUAAGAACGGUGAAGACGUUAUUACUUUUUUUCUUGAUCUGUUUUGUUUCUAAAAUAACAAAUUCUUCUAAAACUAUUUUUAGUUUUUAAUUAUUCUGCAGAUGUUCACAGACACAUGUUAGAUUAUACAAAUAUUAUAUUUACUGCUUUUAUCGUUGCUGAAAAAACUGCUGUAGUUUCUUUCUGGUGUGUUUUAUUUUGAAGUUCUGAUUGACAGUAGUUAAAUUCUGCACUUCCUUUUCUGUGAUAUUUAUGUCUUAUUAUGCUGUUAACAAAAGUGUGAGAUGUGUGAGCUUCCUGUGUAAUUCUUACAAUAUGUUGUUGAUCAUUAUUUGAGUUAAUAUACUGCCGACUUGUGGCACCUGGUUACAGCUGAAGCUAAUAUUUGAAGUCUGUGCAAAUGUAAGUGAAUAAAUAAAACAUGCCUGCCUAAGAC